CUAUCCCCAUUUCCCCACUUCUACCGAUCCCUCUCAUCCGCCGCCUUCCCUUCUGCCUCACUCGCGAGCACCCGAGCUCGCCUCCUCGACACUGCGCUCCUUUCCCCUCGCCAGACCUGGCCGCGUCCACACCGCCCCCGAUCCCUCCCAUUCCUCCUCCCUGGCCGCGUCGACUGCCCGGAUCUCCGCGCCCAGAUCGCCGGGACACCCCCUCCCCUUGAGCAUCUGGCGUCCUGACCGCGCCGGACUCCUCACUCUCGGAAUCAGGUGGAUGCUAUUUGCAGGCUGAUAAAGACAACUAACUUUGUUGAUCCUGUGGGCAAGAAGUAUGAUCCGGCCCAGCUCCAAGGAGUCACUUAAUUAUGACAACAAUAGCCAGAAAGUUUAUCCUCAACCCAUUGAUGAAAAUAUGAAUCAGAACAUGGGCAGUAUGAUUGGAAGAAUAUUCAACAACAUAUCCUCUUUAAAGGCUGCAUACAUUCAGCUGCAGGAAGCUCACACCCCAUACGACCCAGACAAAAUACAAACUGCUGAUAAGCUUGUCAUAGAUGAGCUCACAAGCCUUUCAGAACUCAAACAUACUUACAGAGAGAGAAAUCCUAAGCCAGUGGCAGCAUCACCGCAAGAUUCACGCUUGCUUUCUGAAAUACAGGAGCAGCAGAACUUGUUAAAGACAUACGAGGUCAUGGUAAAGAAGUUCCAGUCCCAGAUCCAGAAUAGAGAUACUGAGAUUAUCCACUUACAGCAGCAAACCGAUGAGGCCAAACAUCGGAAAACAAAACUGGAGAAGAAAUUGAAACAAAGGGGCUUACUUAACAAGGAGUCAGAGGAAUCUGAUGAAGAAGAGAGCUAUUUCUCUGUUGAGCUGACACCAAGCUUGUUUACAUCUACUGCUGAUAAUGCAUACCAAUCAAUACAUGAGUUCUCAAAGCCCUUGAUCAACAUGAUGAAAGCUGCAGGUUGGGAUCUUGAUGCUGCUGCUAACGCGAUUGAACCUGAUGUAGUUUACACAAGGAGAGCUCACAAGAAGUAUGCGUUUGAGUCCUAUAUCUGCCAGAGAAUCUUCAGUGGUUUCCAUCAAGAGAACUUCUCGAUCGAUGCUGCUAAUGCCACUGUUUCCAAUGAGGCUUUCUUCCAUCAAUUCCUCGCAGUACGAGCCAUGGAUCCUUUGGAUGUAUUGAGCCAAAACCCAGAUUCAGUUUUCGGUAAGUUCUGCAGAAGCAAAUACCUAUUACUUGUGCACCCAAAGAUGGAAGGUUCUUUCUUCGGCAAUAUGGAUCAGAGAAACUACGUCAUGAGUGGCGGGCAUCCAAGGACACCUUUCUAUCAGGCAUUUCUCAAGUUGGCGAAGUCCAUAUGGUUGUUGCACAGGCUGGCCUACUCUUUCGACCCAAAGGUCAGGGUCUUCCAAGUGAAGAAGGCAAGCGAGUUCUCGGAGAUUCACAUGGAAAGUGUUGUGAAGAACAUCAUCUUGGAUGAGAAUGCCGAGAGGCCUAGAGUCGACUUGAUGGUGAUGCCUGGUUUCUUGAUCGGGACUAGCGUCAUACAGUCUCGAGUGUACCUUUCUGGUGUGAAGUGUGCCGACUGAUAAGUGUUAGGGUUGCCUGAGAAGAUUCCGGGCGUUUCACACAUCCUGCAAGAUCAUCGUACAUCUUGUAUGUAAUGCCGCCUCUCCAAAAUGUUAUUUGUAUGAAAUGUGGUAGCAACACCUUUUCAUAAAAAACAUAGUAUGCUUUGGUCAUUCGAGGACUGUAAUGUGUGCUUUGUCUGUUUUGUAAUAUAUGUAAAUCCUGUCUUUGGUCUACAUAUAAGUUAUGAAAAAUUGUCAA
Molecule: messenger RNA, 1829 nt
Organism: Triticum urartu
Lineage: Eukaryota; Viridiplantae; Streptophyta; Magnoliopsida; Poales; Poaceae
Source: RefSeq, a predicted model, not a curated record